This is a messenger RNA of Exophiala spinifera, 2535 nucleotides long. RefSeq lists its product as uncharacterized. Bases 1 to 2535 code for a protein of 844 amino acids. Lineage: Eukaryota; Fungi; Ascomycota; Eurotiomycetes; Chaetothyriales; Herpotrichiellaceae. Gene Ontology annotation, biological process: positive regulation of transcription by RNA polymerase II; SREBP signaling pathway. The transcript has a single exon. The record is from RefSeq and is a predicted model, not a curated record. Gene Ontology annotation, molecular function: protein dimerization activity.
AUGGACCCGCAACUCGACCUCAACUCGGCAGGUCGCGAUUUCGACAAUUGGCUUGACUGGAAUGCCGCAAGCACGUCUGCGGGCACUGCUACAGAGUCAAAGUCAACCGUCAACCCGGAACAGGUUUUCCAAUUCCCCAUCUCACCUUCCUCGACCAUCAACGGCGACGCGCAUCACUCCUUGAAGGCCGACCCUCUCACCGCUCAUCCCAAGCACGAUCUCCUAACCCCUCAACACAGCUCGUCUUCACCAGAGUCACAUUCCAGCCUCGACUUGAGACUCAGCGGGGAUACUCUACGUGAACAAACAUCGCCGAAUGAACGCCCAAUGCUAAAGCGGAAGCUGUCCCCCUCCGAUGUGCCAACGACCGAUCACCGCAACGAGGUGAAUCCGACUGCGAAGAAGCGUCCCCACAACGUGAUUGAGAAGAGAUACCGAGCCAAUCUCAAUGAGAAAAUUUCCGAAUUAAGAGACAGCGUACCGAGUCUGCGGAUCAUCACAAAAAAGACGACGGACGGAUCAAACGCAGAUUCGGAUGAUGAAGACUUGGAAGGCCUCGCACCCAGCAAUAAGCUCAAUAAAGCCUCGAUCUUGACCAAGGCUGUGGAAUACAUCCGGCACCUUGAAUUUCGUACGAAGCGACUGGAGGAGGAAAACAAGUCGUUGAAAGAACGACUCGAAACACUCGACAAGGUCAUCGCACAGGGUGGCCAUGACGCCCAAAGAGCUGCUGCGUUCACGAGUGAUACAGUGAUUGAAGAGUCCCAAGCCACUUCACAGGUCGAAUUUCCCUCGGAAACCCGAGCAAGCUCCUCGAAACCACCUCAGGGAUUGAUUCCCGUCCCUGACAGUUGGCGAAAACUACGACAGAAUCAGAGCCAGGAGCAUUAUGGCCAUGUUUACGACACGGACCGGUCCAAGUAUCGCGGCAAAUGGCCAACAAGGAUCAUGUUGGGAUCAUUGGCUGGGCUCAUGAUUAUGGACGGCUUGAGUGAGUCGGAUACAGGCACCGAGUCACGAGAAAAGGGUCUAUUCGGCAUUCCUCUGGAGCUUCUUGAUGGUUGGAAGUUUCUUCAAUCUCCCAAGAUUUACCUUGCUGCUUUCACUCAAUUCUGUCAGGCAGGAGGCGUUAUUCCAUUGAUCAAAGGCUUCAUGGCUUUGACGAUCCUUGCGUUUCUCGUCUUCUCAUAUCUCUUCAACUCCAAGCCAGCGCCAAAGGAAGAUAUUGAAGAGGCUUCGUCAGCCACCCGAUUCGCACCGGCCCCUGCCUCUCCAAUCCAAGUCAGACGCCGAGCCUGGAGCACCAGCAUGCAAGAGCUCCAUCUUCCCCAUCACAGCUUCUUUCCGGAAUGGGUUGCCGUCACUUCCGAGUGGCUCAGGUACACAGUCGGUUACCUUUUUGGAAGUCGGGCAUACGCUUGGCUGACCGGUCGAAGUGCUGAAGAUGACGUGGCUCGCAUCAAAGCUUGGGACAUCGCGAUUGAUGCUCAAUUGGCAGGCGGAGACAUUGAAGUGAGUCGCAGCAGAGUGGUCCUGACUAUAUUCGGUUCAGGCACUUUACCCAAGACUCCUCUGCGGCUGAUGCUCAAGGCACUCCAUUGCCGGGUGCUGCUGUGGAACGUGGGCUCACUCGGAACGGCUCCUAACCGAAUCGCUAACCGGGUCGGCCAAUUUUUCGCCAAUUGGCAGUGGACAAGAGCUCAAGGGUUGCACGAAAAGCUGCCCCUGCGUGAUACCGAUCGGUUGCCGCCAUAUUUAUCGGAGAUGCUUGAUCUACCGUGUAACGAAGUGUUUCUUGACACCGUCUGCCAAAGGGCUUACAAUCUGAUGUACGAUCGGCCAACGCAAGAAGAAUCUUCCAAUGCCUUGAUGAAUGUGGUGGUUGAGGAUCAUGCUAUUCGGUCGCCGCUCGACGCUGUUGCGGCAUGGCGAUCGACGUACUCCUUGACACAAGCACUUGACGCCAUUUUGCGUUGCCCUGAGCCAAGCGAGAUGGUGCAGAAGCAUCUGACUGAAGCCAUGAAACUGGCCCCACCCGGCUCUGCGGCCGAGACACGGGCCCUGGCAGCAAGCUCAAUCUUCAGCACUACGGCCCGGAGUGCUUGCUUCGUCCGCGCCUCUGAAUCCAUGGACGCCCCUCCACCCAAUGCGCAGUUUGAGCGGCCUCCCUACAUUAUCGAUUCAUCGACGCCGUCGUCAGCAAGAAGCGAUAUCUUGAAUUGUUUGCACUGUGCCAGGACCCUUCAAUUACUUGAUUAUGAGCAGAAUGAGGAAGAAGCUAGGAAACACUUCUACUCCAAGGCUCUUGAUUCUGUGAAUGUUGGUCUUUUAACUAAGGCUUCUUUGGCUUACCUUCACCAGCGGCUACCCGAGUUUCAGUUGCCAGGCGUUUUUGCUGGUAAAGAUGAGGUCCGCCUCCUCCCAAACGAUCCCGAGUCCUCGGCUGACCUGUCUGCUCAAAGCAAAUUGAGAAGAUACAGCAGCUAUAGUAACGACACUGGCUACGAGAGCCAGGAUGACUCCCUAUUUCCAUAG